Molecule: messenger RNA, 771 nt
Organism: Nematolebias whitei (Rio pearlfish)
Lineage: Eukaryota; Metazoa; Chordata; Actinopteri; Cyprinodontiformes; Rivulidae
Gene: dnajc12
Product: DnaJ (Hsp40) homolog, subfamily C, member 12
Exons: 5
Coding region: 127-648 (173 amino acids)
Cellular component (GO): cytoplasm
Source: RefSeq, a predicted model, not a curated record
AUAAAUGAUGUUUGGGGGGAACAGUAAGCUCAUUAAAGGGUUUGUCCGGUCAACUGGAACUAAACAGCUGUGACCUGCGGAUCUGUCGCUCCUCUAAAAUAACCACCAACGUUGAUUUAAGGUUAGAUGGAGGCAGUUUUGAGCUUGAAACCGGAGGAUCUGGAGGAUUUCUACGGAUUGUUGGGAUGUGACGAACUGUCGUCGACUGAGCAGAUUCUCAGUGAGUACAAGGUCCGGGCGUUAGCGUGCCACCCAGACAAACAUCUGGACGACCCCAGAGCCGUGGCAGAGUUCCAGAAGCUGCAGGAAGCCAAAGAGGUUUUAUGUGACGAAGGCAAGAGAAAAAACUACGACUCCUGGAGAAGAAGCGGCGUCGCUAUUCCGUUUCACGACUGGCGGGCCCUGAACGAUUCUGUAAAAACCUCGAUGCACUGGGCUGCGAGAACCAAGAAGGAACCGAUGCUGGAGGACUCCAAACCUGAGGCUCCGGCCGCUUCACAAGCAGAGGAGCGCCACCGCGACAAGGAGGCGUCGAUCUCCGCGUACGAAGCUGAGCCGCCUUCAAGCGAUUACCUCCAUCGACGUUUCCGUUGGGCUGCAGACGCUCCAUCCCGUCUGCUGCAGAAGUUCAGGAACUACGAAAUAUGAAGUCGUGAAAGAUUAAAUUCCUUUGAACGGUUCGUGCUGUGGCCGUUUAACGACGCGGUGCUUGUUAUUGUUUGUGUUUGUUCGUUAGCUACACGUCUACGUUUAAAACUAGUGGGCUGACAA